ACAGACCCCAAAUCUUCACUCCAAACCAGUUGAAGAGAGAAAGAGAAACAGAGGUCUUCAUUAAUAUCACUGUGAUACAUAUGACAAAACGGUAAUUUUCAGGCGUCUCUUUCCCUCUCUUGUUGGUUACGUCCAUUAUGCCUCGUCUCAAUCGAGCCGUCCACUCUUAUUCUCCCUCCUUCUUUCCCUAUAAAUCUCGCCUUAAACUUGAACUCUCUUCUAGAUCCCUACAAUGGAGAAUGAGCUGAAUUCUCUAUUUGAAAGACCAAAAAAAGAAACAUGGCAGAACACUCUUUCACUUUCUUUUCAAAGUCUUGGCGUUGUGUAUGGGCACCUAAGUGUUGCACCCCUGUAUGUUUUCGGGAGUAUGUCAUUGUCACCUAAAGAAAUUAUAUCUGAGGAAGAGUUAUAUGGACUCUUAUCCUUUAUCUUUUGGACUCUGACGUUGAUACCUCUCUUGAAGUAUAUCUUUAUAGUACUACAAGCUGAUGAUAAUGGGGAAGGUGGUACAUUUGCCUUGUACUCACUGUUGUGUAGACAUGCAAAAGUGGGCCUUUUACCAAAUUAUCAGAUUUCAAAUCACGAGCUCUUAACAGAUGAUAUGGGAAGCUUUUCUGAGAUGAAUAUGGAAUCAAAGGCAAGAAAAGUGUUUCAAAGCCAUACAACCUUUCAUUACUUGUUGUUGUCUAUGGCCCUACUUGGUUCUUGCAUGGUCAUUGAAGAUGGGGCCCUGAACCCUGCCCUUUCUGUGUUCUCUGCAUCAUCCGGACUUGAGCAAUCAGUCUUAAAUGUUCCAACUGGAUCUGUAGCAGUUCCCUUGACAUGUGUCAUCUUGAUUGGCCUCUUUGUGCUUCAGCCUUAUGGGACACAUAAAAUUGGUUCCAUGUUUGCACCCAUUGUCAUCAUCUGGCUCUUAUUUAUUGGCGGAUUGGGUCUCUAUAACAUAUUUUGUUGGAAUCAUCUAGUUUUUCAUGCGCUCUGCCCAAAGUACAUGUACAAUUUUAUGAAAACCUUGGAUCUCAAGAAUUGGGGUUCAUUGAGCAGCAUCCUUUUGUGCAUCACAGGAUCAGAAGCAAUGUUUGCAGAUUUGGGCCACUUCUCGCAAAAAUCAAUUAAGAUUGGUUUCGGUUUUAUGGUGUACCCUUCCCUUGUGUUAUGUUACUUGGGUCAGACUGCAUAUCUCUCAAGGAAUCUUGAGAAAUUUGGCACUCAUUUCAUUUCAUGUGUACCAAGAUGCAUACAUGGUCCCUUCACAGUGCUAGCCAUUCUUGCUUCUAUUGUUGGAAGCCAGGCAAUCAUCACAGGCACAUUUUCAGUUGUAAAUCAAUGCCUUGCACUUGGUUGUUUCCCGAGAGUGAAAGUGAUCCACACUUCAAAGAAUAUACGCGGGCGUGUUUACAUUCCUGAGGUGAACUGGAUAUUAAUGGCCUUGUGCCUUAUUUCCCUGGUUGCUUUCAGGGACAUUGAAGACUUGGGAAAUGCAAUAGGUUUAGUUGUGAUAACCGGGAUGCUGAUCACAACCUGUUUAAUGCCCCUAAUAAUUACUCUACUAUGGAAAAAGGGUAUCUUCAUCGCAGCAUGCUUUGCAAUCUCUUUUGGGUCCAUUGAAGCUCUGUAUUUCUCCGCUUGCCUUUCAAAUUUCUUGAAGGGAGCAUGGAUAAUUGUUAUUCUUUCUUUGAUCUUAAUGUUUACCAUGAUAUCCUGGCACUAUGGUUCCACAAAGAAAUACCAAUAUGAUCUGGAAAAUAAAGUCUCGAUUAAGUGGCUCACCAGUUUAGGCCCUAGCCUUGGAGCGGUCCGAGUACCAGGAAUUGGUUUUAUAUACACCGACCUUGUAACAGGAAUACCAGCCUUCUUCUCUCACUUCAUCAUUAACAUUCCAGCUUAUCAUCAGGUGCUUGUCUUUGUGUCCUUUGUCUCAGUUCCAGUACCUUACAUACCUCCAGACAAGAGACACCUUAUAGGCAGGAUUUACCGGAAAGAAUAUAGAGUGUACAGAUGUAUUAUCAGAUAUGGGUACCGUGACAAUGUCAAAGACUCCAAUGACUUUGAGGAUCAACUCAUUUUUAAGCUUGGUGAGUUUAUUUCCACAGAGGAUAUGGGUUUAGAAUUGAAUUCACAUGUAGAAGGUAGAGUGACUGUGGUGGGGGACCAGAAACAGAUCAAGGCUGGUUUGAUCCCAAUAGAUGAGGCAGAUCUGAAUCUUGGUGACCCGAGUUUCGUAGAUAGAGAAAAUGGAGAUACCCAACUGAGAGAUGAUCAGUUACAGUCUGCUAUUGUCCCCGUCAAGAGAAAGAAAGUGCGAUUUGUGCUGCCUCCUGAGAGCCCUGAAAUGCCUGCAUCUGUGGUAGAGGAGCUUCAGGAAUUGUUGGAUGCUAGGGACUCAGGGACCGCAUAUCUUUUGGGUCACUCUCGCUUCGUGGUGCGAAAUGGAUCUAAUCUUCUAAAGAAGCUUCUGAUUUUAGUUUACAUUUUCCUAGAAAGGAAUUGCAGGGGACCUUUGGUGGCUCUUGACAUUCCUCAUGUUGCACUUCUCAAGGUUGGUACCCUUUACACUAUUUAAAUUGAAGUUUAUGUGCCUUGGUGUUAUUUCAGUCGCUAAAGUACAGACAGUAUGUGAAGAAAGAUGAAUGGAGUUUGGUCUGUUUUCCCUUGAGAAUUGAAACAUUAUGUUACGUCUGUAUGUUUUGUGUAAAAUAAAUGUAAAUUCUACCCUGAUGAAGACUUAGUAAAUGGUUUUUGGGAGGAGACAUCAAAGUUUAAGUGCCAGUUUUAUCUACA
This is a messenger RNA of Amborella trichopoda, 2781 nucleotides long. Its product is annotated as potassium transporter 6. Lineage: Eukaryota; Viridiplantae; Streptophyta; Magnoliopsida; Amborellales; Amborellaceae. Gene Ontology annotation, molecular function: potassium ion transmembrane transporter activity. Gene Ontology annotation, biological process: potassium ion transmembrane transport. The record is from RefSeq and is a predicted model, not a curated record. Gene Ontology annotation, cellular component: membrane.